GGAAUGAAAUAUGAAAGAGAAAAUUUUAUCGGGGAAAAAAAGAAAACAGAAUACAGAUAAAAAAAGAAGCGAGUCUACCACCAAAAAGAAAAAACAAGAGGAUGAGAAAUAUACAGAAAUCAGAUUUAAAUUUGAGCUUAGGGAUCCAAACCUGACAUUUUUAGCUUUGGACAAGUUUGUCAAGCAGGCAGAGGAACAUGGUAUAGACAGCAGUGAGUAUGACAUUGUGACGGGGUACUGUAGGUCGUCACCGGAGUGUACCGAGAUACUGCAGCUGCUAGACGGGGGCAAGAGAAAGGAGAAAGAGCUACACAGCAUCUUUGGUGCAUUAGAGGCCAUACUGCUCCGCCUUUUAGAUGACCUGAGGUUAACCAAGCAUGCUCCUGUUGGUAAAGUCAUUCUUCAGAAGAUCUUGUCUGUGGGCAUGCCAUCUGUUUACUUUAUGUUGGGACCUCAGGUGAGGGCGUCAGCUGUGAAGACCGCCCUGAGGAUGCUGGGAGCUCUGGUGAUGCUGGGAGAAAGCGGGGCCAAGGCGCUACUCUCACAGCUAGACACCUCCCACAAACAUAUCCAGUCUUUGUUCAAUAGGAGGGACUUCAAGGAUCCACAGGACGUAAGGACAUGCCUGAUUCUCUUUAUUAUGGCUUUUCUUCUGGUGGGGAGUGACUCUGUCAUACAGCAGCUUAUAAACAUCAAAGGAUUUUUGAACUCCUUGUUCACUGGUCUGACAAAGGAUAAAGCUGCAAACAUUAAACUGAUCUUAAAUACACUAUUGGAAAAGGUUGUUGAGAAUGAAGCCAUUACAAAAACUCAGAAGUUGCGGCUGUUUAAUGACUACUCCCUGGGUCAGAUCUGUCAGCUCUAUAAAUGGACAGGUCAUCCGGAACAAGGGGAGGGAACUAUCACAGAUGACAUAGAGGAGCUUGGAACACAUUCCAGUGAAGACAAAGAGAUGGUAGUAAAAUUGGCACAUAAACUACUAAUGGAGAUUUGUUGUUCUCACAAAAAUGGCAUUAACUUUUAUGACAAAACACUAGGGACAAGUGGAAA
Saccostrea cuccullata (small rock oyster) is the source of this 1050-nucleotide messenger RNA. RefSeq names its product nucleolar pre-ribosomal-associated protein 1-like. The record is from RefSeq and is a predicted model, not a curated record. Gene Ontology annotation, cellular component: nucleolus. The transcript has 7 exons. The annotation marks the transcript as partial. Gene Ontology annotation, biological process: maturation of LSU-rRNA from tricistronic rRNA transcript (SSU-rRNA, 5.8S rRNA, LSU-rRNA); maturation of 5.8S rRNA from tricistronic rRNA transcript (SSU-rRNA, 5.8S rRNA, LSU-rRNA). Lineage: Eukaryota; Metazoa; Mollusca; Bivalvia; Ostreida; Ostreidae.